Sugiyamaella lignohabitans is the source of this 2277-nucleotide messenger RNA. RefSeq names its product Pfk26p (gene PFK26). Gene Ontology annotation, molecular function: 6-phosphofructo-2-kinase activity; ATP binding. Gene Ontology annotation, cellular component: cytosol. The coding region runs from base 1 to 2277 and encodes 758 amino acids. The record is from RefSeq and is a predicted model, not a curated record. NCBI's taxonomy places the organism in Eukaryota, Fungi, Ascomycota, Dipodascomycetes, Dipodascales, Trichomonascaceae. The transcript has a single exon. Gene Ontology annotation, biological process: fructose metabolic process; fructose 2,6-bisphosphate metabolic process.
AUGUUCAAAGCAACUCCAGGAAUGGCCUCUUCUCUUCCCGCUACUGACAGAUCUGGGUCUGUCUCACCCACUUCUCCUGUUAUAAACCCUGCUACAGAUGUCCCUGAGAGACCACCACCUCCUUCUGAGUCUCUGACUCCAACUGCCAAUGCAACUGCAACUGCCAUUACAGUAGAUGAGUCGGUCAUUUCCAGUGUUCCAUCGUCUGGCGUAGUGGCUCCCGGAGUUGGUGGCAUUGAUGAGGUUCCUAUUUCAGGUGCCGGAUCCACUUCUUCACAAUCUCAAUCUCCAACUUCGACGUCUCCAUCGUCAAAUCCAUCUCCUGGAAUCCCGACUUUAGGAAGGAAACAGUCGCUUUCUACUACAAAUCCCACUUUCAAUAGUCGGCCUCCUUCCGAUACCCCGGUGGUAUCCUAUACAAACUCUCCUAAAGAACCACCUCUUGGAGGAACCCAUUCUGCCGACAAUUCUGGCAAGAAUUCGCCAAGGAACGUAUCUACAACCUCGAUUCCUAACCUAUCUCUACCGCAAAGACGGGCUACCACUCUUGAUGUGCCCGGUCUGACCAGAUCCAAGGUGUCUCCUGAUGGUAAAAUCGCUGCUAGAGAUAUCGAGUCGAAGCUUGUAAUUGUCAUGGUGGGUCUUCCUGCCAGAGGUAAAUCCUACGUCACCAAGAAAUUAUGCCGAUAUCUCAAUUGGCAACAGCAUGAAACAAAAAUUUUCAACGUCGGCAACACCCGACGAAAGGCCAAUCAACAUGUCGGUCCUGCCAACAGACCAUUACCAGAUGUCAAGUGCGAUGUCGACCCAAACCAUUAUAAACAUCACGAUGCUUCUGAAGCUGAAGUCCAAGCAGCAUCUGCUGCUGAAGAAGCUGGUGCUCCUGAAACCCAAUCAGCUGAUUUCUUUUCUCCUGAUAACGACAAGACGUUUCAGCUUCGUGAACAGUGGGCCAUGGAUACACUUGAAGAGCUGCUAGAUUUCAUUCUCGAAGGAAACGGCAGUGUAGGCAUUUUAGAUGCUACUAACACGACAGUAGCUCGUCGUCGUAAGGUGUUUGACCGUGUUAAAGAACGCAGUGGUGGUCUUCUCAAAGUACUAUAUCUCGAGAGUAUCUGUACCCGGUCAGAUAUUAUUGAAGCCAAUAUUCGUUUGAAGCUGUCUGGUCCCGAUUAUAAAGACAUGGAUCCACAGGUGGCUAUUAAAGAUUUUGUCCAGCGAAUGCACAACUACGAAAAAGCAUAUGAGACUAUUUCUGCCGCAGAAGAGGCUAAUGAACAGUUUCAAUAUGUAAAGAUGAUUAAUGUCGGACAAAAGGUUGUUUGUGCCAAUAUCCAGGGCUUUUUAGCUGGCCAAGCCGUGUUCUUCUUACUCAAUUUCAACCUUGCCGAACGACAGAUCUGGAUCACUCGUCAUGGAGAGUCUGAAGAUAAUGCACUUGGCAGAAUCGGCGGUGAUGCUCCUUUGACUGAGCGUGGUAGAAAGUUUGCCAAAGCACUCAGUCGAUUUAUGGAUUUCCAGAAAACAGAAUUUCGACGUCGUCAAUUAGCAAGAUUUGCUGAGAGCGUAAGAAUCCUUGAAAAAGAAGGGUCUCAACCAACCACGCCGCUUAACGAGCCUGAAGAGCCUCAUUUCUGUACAUGGACCAGUAUGCUACGACGAAGUGUAGAAACAGCAGACUACUUUGACGAAGAGCAUUUCGAUGUCAAGGAGUUCCGAAUGCUCAACGAGCUCGGUGCUGGUAUCUGUGAUGGCAUGACAUACUCUGAAAUCAAAGAGAAGUUCCCACAAGAAUACGGAGCACGAGUCAGCGACAAGAUCAGAUACAGGUACCCUGGUAUUGGAGGCGAGUCGUAUCUUGACGUCAUCAACCGUCUACGACCUGUGAUUGUUGAAAUGGAGCGAAUGACCGACAACUGUGUGAUCAUCUGUCACCGAGUAGUAGCGCGAGUUCUGCUGGCGUAUUUCAUGAAUCUCGGCCGUGAGGCCAUUGGCGACCUCGACGUGCCUCUUCACACUCUGUACGUUCUCGAACCGAAACCAUACGGCGUCGACUGGGCCCUCUACGAAUACAACGAGGAAACCGACUGGUUCUACCGCAUGCCCAAGGGCAACCUCAGAGACCAGAACGACAUCCCCGCGUCCAUGCACCUCAAAAACCGCGCCUUCAGCGUCGUGGCCACGGCCUCGGAAAACGACCAGAAAAAGCUCGAGCAGCUCCGCGACAAAUUCAAAAACACCACAGUCUCCGCCACCGGCCCGGCCCCUAGAAGAUAG